Macrosiphum euphorbiae (potato aphid) is the source of this 312-nucleotide messenger RNA. Lineage: Eukaryota; Metazoa; Arthropoda; Insecta; Hemiptera; Aphididae. The record is from the annotation of a GenBank genome assembly.
AUGACGAUCGGCCGUCUUGUCGUCGGUGCGGAACAAAUGUGUUUACGUAUGUACGCGCAAGCAGUAACGGCGAAUCCGUCUUCUAAUUGGCACCGAAAAGUACGUCCGCUUGUCCGUCCAUCCCGCCAACCAACCACCCACGCUAAGUACCGCACCACCACAAGCGGCUAUCUAUAUACAACACCACCACCACUACUCUAUAUAGUGGCUAUAUCAUUACACGCCGACGACACCGUCGUCAACAGAUUAAUACGCGGCAUCGGAGCAGUAGAAAUUGCGAAACACACGAGCGCUACGAGGAUUGGUGGUUAA